Cynocephalus volans (Philippine flying lemur) is the source of this 2899-nucleotide messenger RNA. RefSeq names its product telomeric repeat binding factor 1 (gene TERF1). The record is from RefSeq and is a predicted model, not a curated record. The coding region runs from base 22 to 1335 and encodes 437 amino acids. Lineage: Eukaryota; Metazoa; Chordata; Mammalia; Dermoptera; Cynocephalidae. Gene Ontology annotation, biological process: negative regulation of telomeric D-loop disassembly; telomere maintenance via telomerase; negative regulation of DNA replication. The transcript has 10 exons. Gene Ontology annotation, molecular function: G-rich strand telomeric DNA binding; DNA binding, bending; microtubule binding. Gene Ontology annotation, cellular component: nuclear telomere cap complex; chromosome, telomeric region; nucleus.
GACCCGCGGGAGCGAUUUAACAUGGCGGAGAACACCGCCUCAGCGGCCCUUAGCCCGCGCGGCUGUGGGGACGGGAAAGAUGCCGACCUCCUAGAGGAGAGGAUGGUGGAAACGGAGAGAGACGACCAGCAGCAGUUUGAGUGCCAGGAGCUUCUCGACUGCCAGGUGCAGGUGGGGGCCCCCGAGGAGGAGGAGAAGGAGGACCCGGGCCUAGUGGCCGAGGCCGAGGCCGUGGCUGCCGGUUGGAUGCUCGAUUUCCUCUGCCUCUCUCUUUGCCGAGCCUUCCGCGACGGUCGCUCCGAGGACUUCCACCGGACCCGCGACAGCGCCGAGGCUAUUAUUCAUGGACUGUCGAGUCUAACAGCUUAUCAACUGAAAACUAUAUACAUUUGUCAGUUUUUGACAAGAAUUGCCGCAGGAAAAACUCUUGAUGCACAGUUUGAAAGUGAUGAACGAAUCACACCCUUGGAAUCAGCCCUGAUGAUUUGGGGUUCAGUUGAAAAGGAACAUGACAAACUUCAUGAAGAAAUACAGAAUUUAAUUAAAAUUCAGGCUAUAGCUGUUUGUAUGGAAAAUGGCGAUUUUAAGGAAGCAGAAGAAGUCUUUGAAAGAAUAUUUGGUGACCCAAAUUUUUAUACGCCUUUAAAAAGGAAAUUGCUUAUGAUAAUCUCUCAGAAAGAUACAUUCCAUUCAUUUUUUCAACACUUCAGCUACAACCACAUGAUGGAGAAAAUUAAGAGUUAUGUGAACUAUGUGCUAAAUGAAAAAUCAUCAACCUUUCUAAUGAAGGCAGCAGCAAAAGUAGUAGAAAGUAAAAGAGCAAGAACAAUAACUGCUCAAGAUAAACCUAACGGUAAUGAUAUUGAAAUGGAAACUGAAGCUAAUUUGGAUAUAGGAAAAAGUGUUAGUGACAAACAGUCUGUGGUAACUGAAUCCUCAGGGGAUAGAGUAUCCUUAUUGAGGUCUCACAGGAACCUCUUCUUAUCUAAGUUGAAACAUGGAAGCCAGCAACAAGAUCUUAAUAAAAAAGAAGACGGAGUGGGAACUCUUCAAAUUGGAAGAAAGAAAAAACACAGACAAGCCAGUAGAAGCGAGAGAAUACAUGUUGCAAAGAGUCAAACAGUUACUCCUGAAAAACAUCAACCUAGGAAAAAACAGGCAUGGCUUUGGGAAGAAGACAAGAAUUUGAAAUCUGGUGUGAGAAAAUAUGGAGAAGGAAACUGGUCUCAAAUACUAUUACAUUAUAAAUUCAACAACCGAACAAGUGUCAUGUUAAAAGACAGGUGGAGGACUAUGAAGAAACUAAAACUGAUUUGCUCAGACAGUGAAGACUGAAUGUGUUUAUAAAAGCUUGAUAAAAGGACAGUUAAAUAUUUAGAUCACUGCAUUUUGUUUAAAACUUGCUGGUCAUUAAUGUGUAUUAAGUUUUUUGUUUAAAGCAUUUUUUUAAAGUAUUUUUCUGUGACAAUAUGAGGAUUUGUGCUAUAAGAGUAAAAUUAUAUGCCAUCCUUAUAUUCUUUAAGAAUCUUUAUAUUUUGAUGAAAUGUAAAUUUGUUGAACCCUGUCACAUUCAAUACCCCCACUCCCAAAUCCUGUUAAAAUAAAAAAUUAAAACCUGUUAGGGGUAAAAAUAUAUAUUUUUUAACCUAUUCUGUGUCUGUAGACUGACCUCAACCUCAACACACACGUAAAAGUGAAUUUUCUUUUUUUCUUUUCUUUUUUUUUUUAACUGCCAAGGGGAUCGCAACCCUUGGCACAGUGUGGUCUGCACCACGCUCAGCCAGUGAGCUCACUGGCCAUCCCUAUAUAGGAUCCAAACCCGUGGCCUCGGCACUACCAUUACUGCACUCUCCUGAGUUAGCAACGGGGCCGGCCCUAAAAGUGAAUUUUCUAAGUAAUUGAAAAUUAAAUAGUUCUUUGAUUUGAGAUAAUGACUUGAUUUACAGCCUUAAUAUACUAAUUACCAAGAUGUUCGUUAAUAGAAUGAAAUGUGUACAAAGUAAUCUGUAAGGUUUACUUAAGUUUUCUUUUUAAUAGCUUAAUAUAAAGGAAAAAGCUUAAUAACCCCAUAAGGACAAAAUUUGUACCAUUAGCAAGAAUAGCUUUGUGUCUAUACCUGAAACUGAGGAAUUUGUAAAGAAACAAUAAUUAUUGCUUACAUCUUCAGAGGCUGGGAAGUCCAAAGUCUGGGAAACACAUCAGGUGAGGGACUUUUCCUGGUGGUGGCUUUACUGCUGUAUAAAAACACUAAAAAAACACAGGGUGUGACAUGGCAAGAAUGACAGAAGCAGAGAGGUGAGAACCUCCUCACGGCUCUCCUUUUAAAGCCAUCAGAACCAUGCCCACAACCACCAUUAAACCAUUGAAUGGAUUAAUCCAUUCACUGUAGCAUGGUCUUCACAAUCUAGUCACCUUUUCAAGGCCCCACCUUUCAAUUAUAAUAAGAUUUCCCACCCUCAACAGUUACAGUGCAGAUUAGGCUUCAUUGAGUUUGGGGGAACAUUCAAUCCACAGCAUGCCUCAUUUAGGAAGAGCUUGACUUUUGUUCCAGUAUUAAAACUUUAACAAGGAUGGUUUUGAAUAAAGCUUUAUUACUUGAUGCCAUAAAUAUCAGGUUCUCUGAUACUUUUAAUAAAUCAGUAUUGGGCCUAAGUAGUAUUUUGUAAAUGCUUAAAAUAUUAACCAUGGUCAUCUUGCUGUCUAUAAGAAAUAAGGAAGAUCAUACAUACCUUACUAGACAACUUUAAGUUUUCACCAACUUUCUGUUCUUUAGAAGAUUUAGUCAAAGACAGGAUUAUUUAGCAUUUUGAGUUACAUAUGCUUUAUUUAGCAAGUGAGUGAAAGAAAAUAUUGAAAUGCUGAAGUAUUUGCAUUAGAAAAUCAGAUGUACUUUUUAAUC